AUGAAUAUGGUGCGUCUAGUUCACGCAUUUUGUCAACCAAAAAGAUGCUGAUAAUCGUGUGAUGCGAAUAUGCGAAAUUUACAAUUUAGGAAACGAGGUCGUAUCGUUAACGAAAAAGCCAAACAGAAGUCUUGAAAACACAGAGUUUCAGAGUGGAGGAGGCUUUAGUAGUAGUAGAAAUGGCGAUCAAUCAGGAGGAAGUGGAGAAGCCCCUGAGGAAGAUUUCUGUAGCCUUCAAAUCCCUUUACGACACUCUAAAUUCCCAAACCAACAAUGGCGAAGUCCAUCUCGAAGUGGGUCCUUUCUCUCAUGCUUGCUCACUUGUCUCUCCUCUCUUUCGCUGCCUUGGCAUCGCCUUCAAGUUUGCAGAAAUGGAUUAUGUGGCCAAAGUGGAUGAUUUGGUCCAGGCAUCUAAUUCAGUCACUACUUUACAAGUGAUGAUGAAGAGGGACAUUGAUUCAGAUUGCGUAAGGAAGGCUGGUAGUCAUACAAGGAACCUUUUAAGGGUUAAGAGAGGGCUCGAUAUGGUCAAAGUUCUAUUUGAACAAAUUAUAGCGUCAGGGUAUGUCUACAUUCUUCAUAGACGUUCUUGCUUGAUAAAUACAUUAGGAUUUUUAACACAAUGCAGAGACUUCCAUGCGAGAUAACACCUUUACUAUGAAGUAGAGGUUCUUACGGUGGUAAUUUAAUUUGUUAUGUUCUUUUACUGAAUUUCUAGAUGAACAUCUAUGUAUUUCUCUAUGGUGAUUGGGUCACACUACAUUUUAAGUGACUAGGCAUGGCCUAACUCUUUUUGAGAAGAUAAUCCAAUACAUCAGUCACCAAAUGGUGACCAAAUAAAUAUGUUUACCUUGUUGGAAAAUGAGUUCCGUAGCUGUGUCUUUCAUUGAGAAUUUUUUCCUUCUUUUAAAUAUCUAAUUGAUUCCUAGUUCAAGAAGAAGUUAGACAAAUUGAUCCCUAUUCAUGGUGGAAAUUCUCAGUGAAGUGUUGUUAGAGUGGUUGCACAUAACUGGAUUAUUAUGGUGGCAGUUGUUGUGUGAUAUGUACUGGGAAAAUGCCUCCUCAAUAACAGUAAUAAUUUGACUUUCCAAAAAGUUGAGCAUCACUCAUUGUUAUUAUGUGAUUGGCCUCUUAUUCAAGUGAAGACAUUUUAUUCACGAGACCAAAAGCGUAGCCACUUCUUUUGAUUAUUUUUUAAUUCUGAUUGAAAUUUUUCUAGGACAAACAAAUUCGACCUAAAAAGAGCCUAGAAACUUCAAAUAAAUUUUAAUUUUUCUGUUCAUUAUGUUCGCAUCCGUUUUCAGUUUUUCUUUUUGGAUUAGAUAAAGUUGGGUGAUAGUUACCCAUGCCCAAUAGCCAAUCAUCAGACUGUUUUCUCUGUUCUCUGAUUCUUAGGACACCCUCUUUGCAUUUUGAUAAAUAGUUGUUAUACGUUGAUGUGGGUAGUCUGUGUUCUUAAAUUGGUGUCUGUUCAGUUCUCUUUUUAAUUGCAUAUAGCAAUUCAAAUGCAGGCAUCUUUCUCUAUUUAUCAAUUGCAGAUGAUUGUGAGUUAUAUAGUUUAGGUAGAAAUCAUAUGAUGUAUAGGUCAAUAUGUCAUCGUUUCUGAACUGUUGCGGUGGGGUUUCUUGAACUGUUUAGUCUGCAGAAAUAUCUGCCUUUUCUUCUGCACUUGAUACAGGAUCCACUCUGUCAUUGUGUCAUUGUGUCAUUGUAGAGAUGUUGCUGUGUUGUAUGUGUUUAUUUGUUUUGGAUUUCCGUUGGUUCUAUUAUUUGCGUCAUCCUCCAUUUUUUGUUUUAUGUAUUUAUUUGUUUUGUUUGAAGUUUUGUUCUCAAAUCCUUCCAUUAAGACAAUCCUGUGGGAGAUUAUAUUGAGAUAAUUGUUUAAAAGCUGUGAAAUUUAACUGAUGGAUGUUUAGACAAUUGAAGUAAGUAGGAGAAGGAUGAUUAGUGAUGAAAUGAGCAGAAUAUAAGAAUCUGCAUUAGACAUUAUGCAAAGAAAUGAGAAAAACGAUUUGCACAAUAAACAUAUCAAACUCGGUGGAAAGAUCACUUGUUCAUCAUCAAUUUAGAGAAAGUGAUCACAUAAGUUGAAUAUCCUAUUUUUGUAUUCAACAGCAAGUUUGGUGGUUAGAAAACGAAAUUGAACUGAUUCUUCUUGCCACAAUGAUAUUGCCUGAUGUUAAGUAGUCAGUAUUGCCUUAGAAGAAUUGAAAUGUCAGAUUUCGUCGUCCGAAUAUUGAUUCUGCAUUCAUAUAAUUGCUACGGUCUCUCUUCUAGGAGUUUCUGAUUACGUCAUUUGUGACAAUCUGUCUGACAAUUGCUGUACAGUUUAAUGAACUGGGUGUGAUUCCUUCUGUAAUUACUUGUCCCUCAUAACCAUCUUAUAACCAAACUGAUUGAAUUACUUGUCCUUCAUAACCAUAUUAUACCCAAACUGAUUGAAUUACUUGUCCCUCAUAACCAUCUUAUAACCAAACUGAUUGAACUUUUCCUUUUGUGUGAAUUCAACAAGAUUGGCUACCCAAGUGACUAGCUAGAAAGAAGGGCUUGCAUGUUGCGUAAAGUUCAUAAUAAAAUUUUCAAGCUUCAUAAUUUGGUUGAGGUUGGAAAUCUGUCUUCCGGGAAGAAUGAGAGAGGUAUUAAUCUACUGCCGUUGUGUUAUCUUACUAGUUCAGUGGAUUUUUUUAAGCAAGAUAGCAAGUGAUAAUUGGCCAACUUAGUAUAGGAAUGGCAGUUUUCCAAGUGGAAGUGUCUGGUCAGUUUGAAUGAAAUUGGAAGUGCUGUUGUAGUUUCUAAUAGCUUUAAGCAUCUCAAUUUGUAGGAUAUGAAACUGAUAUACUCUGUUUCUGUAAAAUUAAAAAACGGAAAACACCAAAACCAAAAGUUAAUUCUUUUGUGCAUUGGCACUAUUUGGCUGUCAACAUGUUCUCAUGUUAUUCUGGUUCUCUAAUUCUCUUUUUUGUUGUCUAUCUCUGGUUCCGAACAAUUUAAGCAUGUUACAAUUUGGUUGGCAUUUAUGCUUAUUUCUCAUUGGUCAGUGCUCUAGUGUCAUUGACCAUCCCUAUAUUUGCUCUAUAUUCUAUAGAAAUGACUAUGGCCAAGGAACUUGGACAAUAUUGACUCGAGUGUUGCAAGAUAUUCUGCUUGAAAUCAUUGCAAACACUUGUUAGGUUUAUGAUCCAUCUCGUAUGAUCAAUUGUUUACUAUGAUUGCAACAUAUUUGUUAUUGGGAAUUGAAACAAAUGUUGGCUUUAUCCUCGUUUUGUUGUUUCCAUUUAUUUUUAACCUUGUCAGAAAUAUCUGAAGGAGAUGAGAUAUCAACUUAGAGAAGUUAUAUAUGACCAAAAAAUGUGGUUUUGCAUCUGGUGGAAUUGCAGUCAUUGACUUUGAAAGUGAUAAGGGAUACUGUUAGAUUAAUUUAUUUGUUAGUGGUUCUUUUCAGAAAAUAAACCUGGGUUUCAUUUUUUCUUUGGUUAUUUGCCUCAUAACCAAACUGAAUGAACUUGUUUCUUCUUGUGUGAUUGCAAUUUCAUUUGCAACUUGAACUAGAGGCUACCCUGCAUGUUGUAUAACAUUAAGUUUAGCAUUAUGAAGUUUGUUUCUUUUAUAUGGGGAACUUUUCUUACUGAAAGAAUGCAAACGGUUGAACCUACUGCAGUUCCCAAGUAUCUUUCUACCGAACUUUCAAGAAAGAUAACAAGUCAUAAGUGGUCAAACAAGUGAUGCAAUCGCAAUUAUGUGGAUGGAAGAUCUGUCCACUCUGAAUGGACUUGGAAGAACUAUGCAGGAGUUUCUAAGCAUUUUAUCCAUGUAUACUGUGUUUCUGUGAUAUAAAAAUACAGACAGCAGACUCGUAAAACUGAAAAGUAAACUCUCUUAUUUAUAGCAAUAUUCUCGCUUUCAUUCACAUUAUUUUGUUUCUGUCUGUUAUCUUUUUUGUGGUUUAUCCCUGGUCCAAAAAAUGUGAACAUGUUACGAAUUGGGUGGCAAUUAUUUUUAUUUCAAUCUGGUUGCUUGUGUUUUUUUUUAAUCUGUUCUUCCACGGGCACAAGGAUGCUCAAAAUGCUGCAGUAAAGUGGAAUUUAUUUGUAACUUAUUAGGUUAGGGGAUAUGAAUGUGAAGUAGCUUUCGAAUUCAUGUCCUAAUGCUGCAGUAAAGUGGAAUUUACUUGUAAUAUGUUAGGUUAGGGGUGAUAUGAAUGUAAAGUAGCUUUCAACUCAUGUCCUCCACCUUCUCACUCUCUACUUUUUGAUGACGAGAACAGUUUCACCGUUUACCACCCUCAAGGAAAAUGAAAUAAAAAAUGAUAUAUAUGCAAUCAAAAGGCUUUAUUAAGAGUGAAUUACAUGGUUGUAAGUUCAGUUUUGCAGUAAAGUGAUGAAGAGGUAUUGCUAGACAAAACUAUAGGUUUUAGUAAUACCAGGCAAAGCUGAAGGAGAAUGUCACUGUUUUGCUUCCUUAUAGAAUGUCAUAGCACAGAUAUUACUUUACUGUUCAAUAGUAGCUAGCCGGCAAUUGUUUGAAAUAUCAUUAAAAUUUGGUGCAUCUAUCAUUACAUUGUUGUGCUCACAGAAAUAUCGGUUUCAAUUAAUAGUAAAUCUGAAUUACUUUCUUAUGGGUAAUCAGUACUUUAUCUUCUUGCCAGUGUGAUUUUAAUUUUCGAUUACUUUGGACUUAGUAGUGGUUUUGAGUUCUUCAAUUUUACUGGUUAGUAUUUAAAAAUCCCUGACAUUUCGUAUACCAUGGCAGGGGAAGUAGUUUGAAAGAUCCCGCAUCAACAGCCUAUGCCCAGGUGUUUGCUCCAUACCAUGGAUGGGCUAUCAGGAAAGCUGUGGCGGCAGGCAUGUAUGCACUUCCAACAAGAGCUCAGCUACUGAAGAAGCUCAAUGAAGAUGGUGAGUUUGUACUUGAAGUCAUAACCUAACCUAUCUGUUUUGGCAACAGAAUACGUUCAAAUAUCUUGCUUUAAUGCUUUAAGCAGAGAAUCAAAUAAAAAAGCGCCAUUUAGUCUCUAUUUUAUCUUGGGUGGUGAAACUGGUUAAUUUUGACAAGCCAAAUGUUUUGCAAGUUUGUUUAACUGGACUCUGGUUAGUAUAACUCCAACAAUAGUUUGAAGGACAUGCCAAUCAUUUUUUUUGGGACUUGAAACUAGAUUGAUAUAGGUAACGCAAUACAUCCCUAAGCUAAUUAGAUAAUCAUAUAUCUCAUCAGACGCGGCUUUAGUUGGCACCUGGCCUGUGAUUAAGGCUGUGUUGGCUUUGUAUCUCAGCAACAUAUGUUUUGCCAUAUUAUCAUGGCAUAGCAGAUCUUUAUGCUCCUGUGAACCAUUUCCUAUUCAAUAUUUUCUGUGCAUUUUGUUGAGUGUAUAUUAGAAUCCAUUGAUCUUCGGAAAGGUGUGAUUGUUAAACCAAUCUUUGGUGAUACACAUGGUUUUAGGUUCAUAUGUGAGUUGCCCUUUAGAAGAUUUUUUCUUCUGACUACUUUCGACUUCUAAUGACUUCGUCUUUUCGCUUCAGAAACCUCAGCAAAGGCUGAGAUGCAAAACUACAUUGAUUCAUGUGGGCCUGUCAUUUCGUACAUUGACAAACUUUUCACAUCUCAAGAACUUGGUAUUGAUUGGUGAACUGGGAAUGUAUCCAGUUUUUACCCAUUUCUUCUUGUUGUAUUUACAUCUCAUAAUUAAGAUUUCUAUGUAAUUCACCUCUUUGCAACUCGGAGUUGUACUCGCACAUUUAUUACAAACCGAUAUUUGUACAUUCUAUGUAACUUCACUUCAGCUUUAGCUUCUUUUUUUUUUUUUUUUUUGGUUGAAAAGGGCUUUAGCUUCUUUGAUUGUUGGAAGAAACAUGGAAAGGGAUUAGAUUGACACAAACUUUAGUAGUUCUUCCUCCGUUCUAAAAUAAUUGUUAUGUAUAUUGUACCAAAAAA
Messenger RNA from Oldenlandia corymbosa var. corymbosa, 5928 nucleotides. The record is from the annotation of a GenBank genome assembly. NCBI's taxonomy places the organism in Eukaryota, Viridiplantae, Streptophyta, Magnoliopsida, Gentianales, Rubiaceae.